AAUAGCAUGGAACUUUAACACAGCAGUCCAUGCUUUACCAGCUCACAACAAACUACAGAAAGCUUGUGCGGUGCUGCGGAAACUGAUGGCCUUCAUCCUGGGCCUUCCUCAGUCGGCUCAGGUUGACGUUGUCGACUCCCUUAUUUACCUGACUGAGCAAUUACUGAAAAGCCCUUUUGAGAAUAACAGCACUCUGGACUUCAAAAUUCCUGUGACUGUCUGCCUCUUUCACUCCCUCAGCGAUGUAGUGAAAGCCGGUAAAGCAAGCAGGCCGAGCUCCAAGCACGACAUUGAGCAGGUAGAAAAUAUUCUGAAAAUGUCCUUGCUGGUCCUUGGAGAGAUCCAGGAAAUAUUUGUACAGCAGAGUCAGCAUUCCGAGCCCUCGGUGACUUUGACCUCCUCCGUUGCUUCCCUGAUUUUGAGCAGGCAAAACAUAUCAACUUUGCCUCUGAGCUCUUACACUCUUGGAUACCCAGCACCUGUGAGGUUAAGCUUCCCAUCAGCUUUGGCUUUGAAGGAACUCUUGAAUAAACACUCAGGAGUUAAUGUUCAAGUAACAGGACUGGCUUUCAAUCCCUUCAAGGAUUUUGAUGACAAGAACAUUGUUGGAAGCAUCGGAAGUGUGUUACUAAGCUCUAAUCGUAAUUUGCUCAAAGUCCAUGAUUUAAUGGAAGGUAUUGAGAUCAUUCUCUGGAGAAAUGCAAGCAUGGAAACCUAUGCCACCAACGUCAACCUGAGCACAGACCAUUUUACUGUCACAGUGAACAUCACUUCCCUAGAGAAAUCCCUGAUCCUGUGCAUAGAGCCCGAAAGUCCUGUUUCAGUGACACUCUACUUGGGGUUCCAGUAUCAGCCCAACCACACUUCCUUCCACCUGAACAUCACCCUUCCAAAGGCUCAGGUGCAGCAGAAAGGUGAGGAGUACGCGUGGGAGUACACGUGGGUGCUGACUCCAGAGAGUCUGCAGUUCGGGGUCGGCACCUACCACAUCACAGCUGCGUUGAAUGAAAGCAAGGAGGGUGCUCAGCCGGCACCCACCCUGUUCUCCGUGGUCACUGCUGUCACUCAGUGCUAUUUUUGGGACCGCCACAACAGCACAUGGAGGAGCAGCGGAUGUCAGGUUGGGCCACGGAGCACACUUUUGAGGACAGAGUGUCUCUGUAACCACCUGACCUACUUUGGCAGUGACUUCUUCAUUGUGCCCCGGACAGUGAAUGUUGAGGACACGAUCAAGCUACUCCUGCGUGUGACCAACAACCCCAUUGGGGUGUCACUGCUGGCCAGCCUCUUGGGAUUCUAUGUGCUCCUAUUCGUGUGGACUUGGAGACAGGAUCAAGCAGAUAUGCAGAAGGUAAAGGUCACUGUCUUGGCUGAUAAUGACCCCAGCUCUCAGUUUCACUAUCUUGUCCAGGUCUCCACUGGGUAUAGAAGAAGGGCCUCUACAACCGCUAAGGUGGUUAUCACCCUUUAUGGAUCGGAGGGACGGAGCGAGCCCCAUCACCUGUGUGACUCCCAGAAGGCAGUUUUUGAACGAGGGGCACUGGACGUCUUCCUCCUGAGCACUCCGUCCCCUCUAGGGGACUUGCACGGCCUUCGGCUGUGGCACGACAAUUCGGGCGUUAGCCCUUCUUGGUAUGUAAACCAGGUGAUUGUCAGUGAUGUGGCAAGUAACAGGAAAUGGCACUUCCUGUGCAAUUGCUGGCUGGCCAUUGACCUUGGAGACUGUGAGCGUGACCGGGUCUUCAUACCAGCCUCAAAGAAGGAGCUCUUCGCCUUUAGACACCUGUUUUCCUCCACGAUUGUAGAGAAGUUCACCCAGGAUUAUCUGUGGCUCUCGAUUGCGACUCGACAUCCCUGGGACCAGUUUACGAGAGUCCAGCGGCUCACUUGCUGCACGACCCUUCUGCUCUGCAACAUGGUCAUCAACGUGAUGUUCUGGAAGGUGAACAGCCCCGCUGCCCAGAGAGAUGAGCAAGUGGGUCCGUUUGCUGUGACCUGGUCCGAACUGCUUAUCAGCAUCCAAACUGCUGUCAUCCUUUUCCCAAUCAACCUUGUAGUUGGGCGGCUCUUCCCACUGAUUCAACCACAGGAACCUCUGCCUCUUUUUCCACCCGUCCAGCCCUCCUGCCUCUCAGAUGCUUCUUUUGAGCCCCUCUCUGUCUCAGAGGUAGUUGAGGAAUUAAAGGAAACCGUGGGAUUUUUGCUCAGGAGAAAUACGCAGCUUCUCUUAGAGUGUGAACAAUCUUCAUGGAGUUCUUACAACGUGAACGAGCUGGUUGCACUUUUAUCCAACCUCGUUUGUUCUCACUUAGAGGGUCAGGGCUGUCACCAGUCAGCAGGAGGACCCUCCUGGGCAGACAAGGUUCCUGAGAAUCACUAUCAUUUCUGCUGCUACCUGCUCAGAGUCCUGCAGAGGCUGCAGUCUCACUUCAGUGCGUUGGGUCCCACCCAGGCUGACCAGCCUUGUGACUUCCCAGAUGCAUCCAGCCACCUGCAGACACUUCAGGAACUCUUAGAAACACGUACUCUUCCCACAGAGCAAGGGCCGUCCAGGGAGGCAACCAGUUUCCCCAUCCUGAGCCCAGAAGAAGGGAAGAAGUCCACCUCUAAUGGUCUCCCUAAGUGGUUGACUUAUGUCUGCUGGCUCCUUCUGGGGGUCACUAGCUUGGCCGCAGCCUUUUUCACAGCACUUUAUAGCCUGAAACUAAAUAAAGAGCAAGCCACCAGCUGGGUUAUUUCAAUGAUUUUAUCAGUGCUUCAGAACGUCUUCAUCAUCCAGCCAGCCAAGGUGAUCUUCCUCUCAGUGCUCCUGUCGCUGAUUUGGAACAGGAUGCCCUGCCUUAACAAGGAGAAGGAGCAGCAAACGAAGAGGAUCUUGGCACUCUCAGCAAAAUGUUCUUCAUCAUUAGCGGGUUCAAGAGACAAGAGGAACCCCAUCUACGUAGCCCCAGCUCUGAACAGCCCAGUUAAGCGCCCAGAAAGAACCUUGAAGGAGAAAGAACUCUUCAAGCUGACAGGAGAUACCUUAGUACAAAUCCUCUUCCUUGUCCUGCUGAUGACUGCAGUCAACUCCACACAGAACGCCAGUAGAUUUUACCUCCAUCAUGCUCUCUGGAAGAGCUUUACUCACCGUUUCUCAGAGAUCAAACUUCUGGAGCAUUUCCACCCCUGGGCCACUCACACGCUCCUUCCUAACCUGUACGGGGACUACAGAGGAUUUGUUACUGAUGGGAACUCCUUUCUCGUGGGCAAUGUUCUGCUUCGCCAGACUCGUGUUCCUGGUGCCACAGUCUUUCCAUCCAAAGUGUCUCCCCAAGAACAAGUGAAGCCAUCUCACCCCGAUCUGGAGGAUACAGAGAACUAUGGGGUGAACUGGACACCCCCUGAAACAAACACCACGGGCUCAGACAGCAGUUGGCAUUAUCAGAGUCAGGAGACACUGGGUGGCUACCCCAUCCAAGGGGAAUUUGCCACUUACUCGGGUGGAGGAUACGUUGUCAGACUUGGAAGAAAUUCCAGUGCUGCAGUCAGAAUUCUCCAGCACCUCGAACAGAGCCACUGGCUAGACCAUCGCACCAAAAGCCUCUUUGUGGAAUUUGUGGUCUUCAAUGCUAAUGUGAACCUGUUCUGUGUAGUGACCCUGAUUUUGGAGUCCAACCAUGUGGGUGCUUUCUUCGCCUCCGUCAGACUGGACACUUUGACUUCCCUUCAGACAUCAAAGAAGGACUUUGCCUGGUCUGCCGUCUCCCAAGUCAUCUAUUAUCUCCUAAUUGGUUACUAUGGCUUCAUACAGGGCUGCCGGCUGAAACAGCAGGGAUGGAGGUUCUUCACAAGGAAAAAAAACCUUCUGGACAUGAGCAUAAUCCUUAUUGCCUUUGCCAUCUUGGUGCUUGACACGAAGCUUAUUUCCCUACAUAAGAGAAACAUGGCACAAUACCACCACAACCGUGACAGGUUCAUCAACUUCUACGAGGCAGUCAAAGUGAACUCAGCUGUCAUUCACCUCGUGGGCUUCCUGCUUCUAUUGGCAACUGUUCGGCUAUGGAACCUGCUGCAUCAUAACUCCAGGUUGCAGGUCAUCGGUAGAACACUCAACAAAGCCUGGAGCGAGAUGGUGGGCUUCAUGCUGGUCAUCCUGAUCCUGCUGACAGGCUAUGCCAUUGCGUUGAACCUGGCGUUUGGAUGGAGCAUCUCUGAAUACCGAACAUUCUUCAGCUCAGCAGUGACUUUUGUUGGUCUCCUGAUAGGAAUCUCUCAUUACGAGGAGAUUAUCGCUCUAUGCCCAGUGCUGGGCUCCUUUCUGAUCCUCACCAGCGUCAUCUUGAUGGUUCUUGUGAUCAUUAACCUUUUUGUUUCUGCCAUACUGAUGUCCUUUAGUAAAGAAAGAAUGUUUCUUAAGAGUUGGAAAGAAGCUGCACUGAUAGAUGUGCUGCUACAGAAACUCUCCAGUCUGUUAGGAAUACAGUACGCCAGAACACAUGUCCUGGACCCAAGCCAGAAGCCUCUGCAAAGGCCCAAGAGUAUCCAGGCAAACUCACAGACGCCAUCUGGGCUCACAUACAGAGACUACAAUGGGCCCCUUACUGCUACAGGCAUCCACGUUCCCCAGGAAGCCCAAGGAUGAUUCAUAAUUCCUGGAUCUUCAUCAAAAACCAGCAAUGCCUUGGCCAGGUAGCUCAGUUGGUUAGAGCAUCAACCCAAUAUGACAAGGUCACAGGUGUGAUCCCUGGUCAGGGAACAUGCAAGAAUCAACCAAUGAAUGCAUAAAUAAGUGGAACA
Messenger RNA from Artibeus jamaicensis (Jamaican fruit-eating bat), 4779 nucleotides. It is a transcript of the gene PKD1L3, whose product is annotated as polycystin 1 like 3, transient receptor potential channel interacting. The transcript has 29 exons. Gene Ontology annotation, cellular component: membrane. Gene Ontology annotation, molecular function: calcium ion binding; protein binding; calcium channel activity. The coding region runs from base 86 to 4624 and encodes 1512 amino acids. Lineage: Eukaryota; Metazoa; Chordata; Mammalia; Chiroptera; Phyllostomidae. The record is from RefSeq and is a predicted model, not a curated record. Gene Ontology annotation, biological process: detection of mechanical stimulus.